AGAACACGCAGAGAGCGGUUAAGAGACAGACGUUAACAAAGAAAACUCCACGCUGACAUGCACAAGUGCUCAUACUCAUGGAUUUCUUUUCAGAAACAAACCGGAUUUGUUUAACAGCGACUACUUUCGAGGAUUUUUAACCCUUGCUGUUAUUUUUAAUGUUUUCCAGAAAGUUGGUCUCUUGGGGAUAAGGUGUUGAUGGUUUUCCUGCAGUGAUUAUAAGUUUGUGAAGGUUUCCUUUCCGAUAACAGUCAUGGUGCUCAUUUUGGGUCGCCGUCUAAAUCAUGAGAACUCUGGCGGUGUCCCAGAAUCCCCAGCAAUUAAACGCAAAGUCUUUGAGAUGGAGACAAAGACCCUGAGUGAUGUUUUCAACUUUUCCUCUGGCUCCUCUCACUCCGAGAGCGUCUUACAAGUCUUCAACGAGUUCCGUGACAGUCGCCUCUUUACAGACGUGAUCAUCAGCGUCCAGGGCCGCGAGUUCCCAUGUCAUCGUGCUGUAUUGUCAGCCUGCAGCAGCUACUUUCGUGCCAUGUUCUGCAACGACCACCGGGAGAGUCGGGAGAUGGUGGUGGAGAUCAACGGCAUCCAGGCGGACGCUAUGGACACCUUCCUGCAGUACGUUUACACCGGUCGUGCCUGUAUCACCACGCUUAACGUCCAGUUCCUCUUUGAGACCUCCAGCCUCUUCCAGAUCACCACAUUGCGGGAUGCUUGUGCAAAAUUCUUGGAAGAGCAACUGGACCCCUGCAACUGCCUCGGGAUCCAGCGCUUUGCAGAUGCCCACUCUCUCAAACAGCUGGCCAGUCGUUGCCGUACUUUCGCCUUGCUGAACUUUCCAGAAGUGGCUCAGCAUGAGGAGUUUCAAGACCUCCGCAAGGACGAGCUGGAGGAAUACUUGGCUAGUGAUGAGUUGUCCAUUUGCAGGGAAGAGGUGGUUUUCGAGGCAGUGAUGCGAUGGGUUUACCAUGGAGUGGAGUACCGUAGACCCAUGCUUAAAGAUCUUCUUCAACAUGUUCGACUGCCUCUGCUACAUCCAAACUAUUUUGUACAGACGGUGGAAGGUGAUAAACUGAUCCAGAAUGCUCCAGAAUGUUACCAGCUGCUGCAUGAAGCACGUCGGUACCACGUACUUGGCAAUGAGAUGAUGUCACCACGUACCAGACCACGCAGGUCCACUGGUUUCUCUGAGGUCAUCGUGGUGGUGGGAGGUUGUGAGCGGAUGGGGGGGUUCAAUCUGCCAUACACAGAAUGUUACGAUCCCGUGACGGGAGAGUGGACGUCCCUUGCUAAACAUCCCGAGUACACGAAAUCAGAGUAUGCAGUGUGCGCCCUCCGCAAUGACAUUAUUCUGUCAGGUGGACGCAUCAACAGUAGUUAUGUGUGGAUGUAUAACUCACAGCUCAAUGUCUGGAUCAGAGUGGCCUCUCUGAAUAAAGGACGCUGGAGACAUAAAAUGACCGUCCUGCUCGGGAAGGUGUAUGCAGUUGGAGGUUAUGACGGGCAGUGUUAUCUCAACAACGUGGAGGUGUACGACUCCUUCUCCAAUCGCUGGACUGAAGUGGCCCCUUUGAAAGAAGCUGUCUGCUCGCCGGCGGUCACCAGCUGUGCAGGGAAACUCUUUGUCAUUGGAGGAGAACCUGAUGAAAACAGCUGCUCUAAUAAGGUGCAGUGUUAUGACCCAGAGAGCGACAGCUGGCAGCUAAAGGCUUGUCUUCCCUUCACCAAACCCAAUAUUUCAGCCGUUUCUCUCAAUCACCUCAUCUACGUGUGUGGCGGUCUCACCAAAUCCAUCUACUGCUAUGACCCUUCACAGGACCACUGGAUGCACGUGGGCCACACAUUCAGCAGACAGGAAAGCUGUGGUGUAUCAGUUUGUAAUGGAAAGAUCUACAUCUUGGGUGGACGGGGAGAAAAUGGCGAAGCUUCCAACAAUGUCGUGUGCUACGAUCCGUCGUCUGGCAUCAUCACAUCUACAGCUGCCAUGCCUCGACCCGUCUCCUACCACGGCUGUGUCACCGUACACCGCUUUAGUGAGAAACAACACAAACCCUAAAACAUACAUGCAAAUGCCCCAACACGGACCCGUCUGAUUUCAUCAUCAUGCUAAAGCCGUUUAGAUUGUUAUCUGAGGCGACAGUUACCUGUUCCUCUGGAAUGUGGAAGUGUGGAAACAUUAACUUCCACAUAACUGAAAGCAUUUGGAGAAUUUAUGAAAUGUGACUGAGUAAUCGUAAGUCUCACUGAAAAUAAACUCACUUCCUAUA
Danio rerio (zebrafish) is the source of this 2264-nucleotide messenger RNA. It is a transcript of the gene klhl24a, whose product is annotated as kelch-like family member 24a. Gene Ontology annotation, cellular component: axon; perikaryon; adherens junction. The record is from RefSeq and is marked provisional. NCBI's taxonomy places the organism in Eukaryota, Metazoa, Chordata, Actinopteri, Cypriniformes, Danionidae.